UUCUAAGUCCUAUCAGCUGACAGGUGGACUAAACAGUAUCCUUUGAAAUAUUUUUCAUUUUCAAGUAUUCAGAGUAACAACUAAAACAAUAAGUAUGACUAUAUUUUAAUUUGUUUUUGAAAAGACAAAAGCAAUUUCUUUUUACAAAAAUUAUUCAAUUUCCUUACAAUUUUUAAUUUUAUUGCCAUUCUUAUUCUCUCUAAUCCCACUGCGCACUGCGGGUAUGGGUAAACAGUAAUAUCCUUUCAAAGGAUAUUAGUCUGAUUCACUGAACCGGUAACACAAACACUUGCUUGCUUCGAAGAUCCUUAAGAUUUUGUGUUGUUUCAUUUUACCUGAACUAUCGCUGUUAUUAUUUAAAAAAUGGACUAUGUCGAAGAAGUAGAAUGCAAACCGAAUAAAGUUUACGACUUCUAUGCUGACAUAAAAGUUCAUAUUGAGGAUGGGGGUGUAAUCAUGAAAGAGGGAGUUCCCUUGAAAGCCGAUUGCUAUGAAAGGAUGCUGAGAGAAGUACACUUUUACCGGAAAAUGAAUAUGGCAAAAAAGUACACUCACCGGUACUCAGAUUUCACACACCAAGGCAAGAAACUAAUUUGUGAACAAGACUUUUUGGAUGCCAUGAAGAAUGGAAAUAGGCCUACCUUUACCAUAGAUGCCUAUGUCUAUUUACAGGACAAUACUGUUGGUUGGCUGAGGUUCAUCCCUCAAGAGAUGAAACACACCUAUUACGUCGACGACUAUUGAAAAAGAUUAUUUGAUUUUCCCGUAUGUUCAUCAUGCAAUAUAUUUAGGAAGUAAAUUAUGUUCAUGAGU
Messenger RNA from Daphnia pulex (common water flea), 813 nucleotides. RefSeq lists its product as uncharacterized. NCBI's taxonomy places the organism in Eukaryota, Metazoa, Arthropoda, Branchiopoda, Diplostraca, Daphniidae. Bases 364 to 744 code for a protein of 126 amino acids. The record is from RefSeq and is a predicted model, not a curated record. The transcript is spliced from 2 exons.